CGCAGCGCAGGCACAAAGAAGUCUUAAUUUUCAUGCUACUGAUCAUUUGCUCAAACUGAGCACGGAAUAUACUCACUCUUCUUCUCAUCCAUCAUAAAAGAGGAGACAAGAUGGGCAUCGUCGAUAUCAUCUCUUUGGCAUUGCUGCAUCCGCAAGAGCUGCGUGCUUUGGUCACGUACAAAGUAUGGCGUGAUCCUCUGAAUGAUAUCAAAACGAAUCCCGAUUCUGGUUGGGAAAGGGAAUCCAUGCAAAGAUGUUGGAAGUUACUCGAUCUUACUUCACGUAGUUUCAGUGCGGUGAUUAAAGAAUUGAAUGGUGAAUUGAGUAGGGUAAUCUGUUUAUUCUAUCUGCCUCUACGUGGAUUGGAUACAAUCGAAGAUGAUAUGACAAUCGAUCCACAAAGAAAGAUUUCUCUCUUGCGCGAUUUCUACAAACGUCUAGAACAGCCAGGAUGGACUUUCACAGAAAGCGGACCAAAUGAAAAAGAUCGCCAAUUAUUGAUCGAAUUCGAUACAGUGAUUGAAGAAUUCAACAAAUUAGGAGCAGGAUACAAAACCGUCAUCUCAGACAUUACCGCAAAGAUGGGCGCAGGAAUGGCUUCGUACAUUGAGGCAUCAGCAAAGGAGCCACUCAAAGUGGACAGAUGGCAAGACUACGAUCUCUAUUGCCAUUUCGUUGCCGGUAUUGUUGGAGAAGGUCUUUCACGCUUGUUCGCAGAAUCGGGCAUUGAGAGACCAUGGUUGGGCGAUCAAUUAACCUUGUCGAAUCACAUGGGCUUAUUCUUACAAAAGACAAACAUCAUUCGUGAUUACGCAGAAGAUUGUGCUGAAGGACGAUUCUUUUGGCCACGAGAGUGCUGGGCUCAACCAGGAGCCGAUUUCAAUUCACAGGCUGAGGUUGCACAGAAAGGCAUCAUUGAAACUUCACCAGGAAGUGGAAAAUUCAAAGCAGCACAGGGACCUGAAGGAAAGAGGGCGAUGUUUGUGCUGAAUUCGAUGUUACUAGAUGCAAUCCGUCAUGCAACGAGAGCGUUGGACUACUUGAGCCUGUUAAGAGAUCAAAGCGUUUUCAACUUUUGUGCGAUUCCACAAGUGAUGGCAAUUGCUACGCUCAAUUUGAUGCUUAACAAUCCAAAUGUGCUCAAGCGCAAUGUCAAGAUUCGCAAAUCUCAAGCUGUUCAAUUGAUCAUCAGAGCGGUCAAUCCAAGAGAUGUUUCUUAUCAAUUCCUAACGUUUGCACGCGAGAUGCGUGCCAAACUUGAUCCUUCUGAUCCCAACUUUCUCAAAUGGUCUGUUGAAUUGGGCAAGAUUGAAGUAUGGUGUGAGACGUAUUAUCCUUCUUUCAUCUCUCCUGGUUCCGAAGUACGAGAAGGGGAUGUUCGUCAAGCAGCUUUGACAAAGUAUACUAAUCAACGUCAUAGUACGGCAAAAGCAAAAGCAAUGGCAUUGGGAUUAUUGCAAGCACCUAAAACAGGAGGAGAAUUGGACCCACGUAGAGCAGGGAUGACGCAAACGGAACGUGAAGAAGAAGAGAAACGCGAACAAAAGGAAAUGGUUAAAUUCUUUGUGAUCAUCAUGGUUUUCAUCUGUUUGGUGAUGGGAGUGGUUGCACUUGCAUCUUGGAUUAUUGCUUGGUAUAUUUUCCAAGAAGGUCAAGAUCCAUUCACACUCUGGAUAGGACGAAAGUAUACCGAAUUUAUGGCAGGACAAGCCUCUGCUGUUGCACAAGAGCCGUCUUUGCUUUCUUGGCAGGGACUUCAAUCAUUACGCAAGAAGAUUGAACUUUGAGAGAUGUGGGGUAAUGGGCAAAUCGGGGAAAGUGACAUUCGAUCAAGGAUGAAGUAGGCACAAAAGACUUGCAGUACUUCAUCUUUUUAUUGUUCAGGAACGACUGGAGAUGUAACCAUCACUCCUUGUUUUAUUUGAU
Molecule: messenger RNA, 1926 nt
Organism: Meira miltonrushii
Lineage: Eukaryota; Fungi; Basidiomycota; Exobasidiomycetes; Exobasidiales; Brachybasidiaceae
Product: putative farnesyl-diphosphate farnesyltransferase
Exons: 2
Coding region: 111-1787 (558 amino acids)
Biological process (GO): ergosterol biosynthetic process; farnesyl diphosphate metabolic process
Cellular component (GO): endoplasmic reticulum membrane
Molecular function (GO): squalene synthase [NAD(P)H] activity
Source: RefSeq, a predicted model, not a curated record